UACGUUUCGGCCGCGUCGCCUUCAGUUGUACUUCUAGAGCGUUCCUCGUGUCUCGGCUCCACUGCAUCGUCAGAGGCGCCUCCGAUUGCAGAGCUCAACCAGAACUCAUUGUCAUUCAUCGUUAGUUUUCUGUGUGCGAUUCUGUGUGCGUGUCGUGUGUCGCCUGUUGUGUGCGUGUGUGCGUAAAGUGUCCGCGGCGGUAGUUUUCCACCGGACACCACAGAAUUCUAGCAUUUAACAUUGCCUGUGAUUGAGGCACGCUCGUGAUUCAGGAAGAGCGGAACCCGUCAACAAGGCGAAUCAUUUAAAGCACUUCCUCGAGCAUCUCCUGUUCCUGUGCGCCGUUUAUCAGCCAUGAAGCAUUCGCCGCUGAUUGCCAGCGCUUGUCUGGCAUUGGUGUUGAUUUCAUCCAGCCUGAUUGGCAGCUCUGAGGCCAAAAAGAAGAAGUAUGUCGGCGAAACGGGCGGUGAUUUUGAGUUUAUCGAUGAGAUUAACAAAAACACGCAGAACAAGAAUUUGGGCGAACACAAGCGCUGGAUCCAUGAUCCCUCAAGUGACCUUUGCCGACCGCUGAACUGCAAGAAGCGUGAGAUUUGCCUGCUGGAGGACGAGUACAGCGCCGUGUGCGUGUCGAAGAAGGAGCUGCACAAGAACCGGGAUGAGAUAAUCACCAAGGCCAAGUACUUGGAGGAGGAGGCCAAGCGGCGCGUCAAUCAGCAGGAUAACCAGGACAGCCAGGACGCCGAGGACCUUACCAAUGAUGAUGAGGACAACAGCAACGAUAGCAGCACCAGCAACAAUGCCCCAACCAAUGUCCAGGCCAACGAAGAGAGCGACGACGAGGACAAGAGCCUGAGCCUGGGCGACGACGACGAGUCCAAGGAGGAUGAUGUCUUCUACGAAAACAACAUUGCCGGCGGCGAUAAGCAGCAACAGCAACAGCAGCAGCAGCAGCAACAACAGCAGCAACAGCAGCAGAUUCCACCAGCAGGAGGAGCACCAACCGCCAUUCAGCAGGACGAUGAUGAGGAAUUGGACAACUGCAAGCCGUGUCCUGUGGCCAAGCCGACGUUCCUGUGUGGCGCCGACAACAGGACCUACUCAUCACUAUGCAGAUUGGAUUAUCACAAUUGCAUACAUUCGACAACCAUACGGAUCGCCUGCAAGGGAUUCUGUCCCUGCAAGGAGAAUGUCGAUGGAAAGCGGCUGCAGCGCAUCGCCGGCUACAACAAGUACAACAAGAAGAUCAGCCUCGAGCAGCAGCAGCAACAGCAGCAACAGCAACAACAGCAGCAGCAGCAGCAGGCCUACAAGGACAGCAGCAACAACAACAUCAUGAUGAACAGCGGCAACAUCAUGGGUGGCAACACCAACGACUUCAACACGAUCAUGAAUGACAAGGAGGAUAACAACCGGCACUACAACCACAUCAAUGCGCAGUACACCUUCACGCCCGAGGAGAUCAAGUACGACAACAAGCACUACAAGUAUCUGAAGUACACGGCCUACAAGAAGGAUGCCAAGUACCAGGAGGACAAGCACAAGAUGCGCAACUACAACGAGGUGGUGGAGAAGCAGCAGCAAAAGUUCAACAAGAAUAGCAAUUUGAAUGCAGGAUAUCCCUCGAAAUCGGCCGAAUGCAAGCCGCAGCAAUUGACCGCCAUUGGCAACCGUCUGCUCGACUGGUUCUCCGUGAUCAUGGCCGACAGCAAGAAGCGCCGUCAGCACAGCCAGAAGUCCAAGGCCCACUUCCCGCCCGCCUGCAAGACGGAGGCCAAGUGGAUGUUCGGCCAUCUGGAUCUGAACAACGACGGGCUGCUGUCGCUGCAGGAGAUGUACGACCUGGAGCACGACCAGAACGAGCGUUGCAUCAAGCCCUUCAUUGACACCUGCGACCUGGACACGGACAGUGCGAUCAACACACGGGAAUGGUGCCGCUGCUUCGAGAAGACCGAUCGCCCAUGCGCUGCGGUGCGACGAAGAAUCGCCGGCGACUUUGCAGGUGAGAUAGGCGCCUACGCCCCAGACUGCGACAUCCAGGGAUUCUACAAGCCCACCCAGUGCCACAAUUCGGUGGGGGUCUGCUGGUGCGUGGACAAGCACGGAGUGGAGUUCGCCAACACCCGCACACGCGGCAAGCCCAACUGCGAGUCCGUGGUUAAUAACGCCGCAUCACUCACUUCCGAUGACGAGGAUGAAGGCGCCGACGACGAAGACAGCGCGGAGGGCAGCGCCGAUCAGAUGCUGGUCUUCUAAGCGACCCCGGAGGAUGGAGGAUGGAACCCGGCUGGGGAUAUUGAUAGCCCUGGGCCCUGGCGCAGCCAAUCAGCGAAGCGCCAUUGGGCCGCCAGCGUUAUAAAAGAAAAUUAAUAUUAUUAUUAUUACUAUUAUGAAAGCAAACAAACCGAAAAUGGAAGUAAGAAAAAAAAAACGAAGCAAAAUCAACAGCAAAAGCGAAAAGCGAAAACCCAAACCCAAAAACCGAAACCGAAACAUAAAUGUGCAGUAGCCAAGUAAGCGUUUUUGAAUAGAAACUACGUAAUAGCAAACAGCAGAAAAACCACUCACACAUACAUAUACCACGAGCCACACACACACCCACACUCGCUGGAUAAAAUGAAGGAAUUACUACAUCAUCGGACAGCCGCAAGAGCAACCGCAAGGAAGGUGCAUGCGGAGCAAAACCAAAGAAAAACUGUGGCAUAGUUGGGGGCGCAUUGCACGCAAAUCGUAGUAGCCACCCCCAAACCCCCCGUUUGCCCCCUAUACACACACACAAACACCACACACACAGCAUCCAUCCAUCCGCCCAAACAAUUUGUUCAACCAAUCAGCAGCACUAGGAAGCCCCAUUUUUCCCUUUUCGUUACCACGUAUCAGGGCCGUUUGUACGGAUGGUUGAACGGCCAUUUUACUUGCUACCGUUAUCGCAAGCAAAUCCGUCUACUUUAGCCUUUUGAGACAAGUUAAGAUGCAUUAGAUAUAUACAAUUAUUGGCCGCCCUCCCCCGCCCACAUCUGUCCUACUCUGCUUUCGCGCAAGCCAAAACACGACACACGCUAAGAAUUCCGCCCAAAACAAAACAAAACAAAACAAAAAAUAUAUAAAAAUUUAUGUGAUAAGUUUUUGAAAAAUGAAGCAUUGAAGCAGCAGUUUAUAUGUACAUGAACAAUGACGACUACCGGACAGUGGCGGUCUGAAUCGGAAUCGGAAGCAUAAUGGCAAGCCCGACCCAAUCGGUGUUGCGGAUUCAGAGUCAACGCGUGGCCAAAGAGUAGUUUGUGUAGUACUUAGUGUGGAGCCGAACUCAUGACGCGUUCACUUAGUGUUACUUCCCCAGAUAUAUAGUGAGAGAAUGCCGAGAAUGCUAGGGCAAUGGCUUGAGGCUUUUGGGCAACAGCAACUGCAACGGCAAUAGCAUUGGCAUUGCUUUGUUAAGAAACAAAAUAAUAAUCAUUUGUGUCAGCACCUGCCAGGGCAAAACGUAGCACUUGCUUCUAUCUUAACCGAGUCUCAGUAAGACACCAGACACACACAGAUACACACCCACACGCGAACACACGAAAACAUUUGUAUUUUGGGCAAAACUUAAACUGCAACCGAUUUCCGGUAGAGCAAUGAAAUUUACCACACACACACAUAAAAACACAACCCAUACGAAUAAAUAAUAUAUAAAACAUAAGCGUACGUGAAGGAGGAUAGGACGAAGGAUUCAGCAACAGCUUACACAUGCAUAUACAAAUAAAUAUAUAAUAUGUUUAAUAUGUAAGUAUAUAAGUGGCAUAAUUAAGUGGCAGCAACAGCAGAUCGACAAGACGUAGUUCAUCCUUAAUUUAUUUUUAAUCAACCUUUUUUCAAUAUAUUCUCGAAGACAGUCAGAGAUGAAUCAGAGGAGAAUCAAUGUUUUUAACAUGUUUAUGAGCGAAUAUGAUAAAUAUAAAGAAAUGCUUGCAACCAAAACGAAAUUAUAUAGCCAAUUGUAGUAAACGAAAAACAAAAACAAAAACAACCAAUGCAUAUGAAUAAACUUUUUAAUUAUAGCAAAAAUGUACGAGUACGUGUACGAUUAUAACCAACUAACAGAAAACAUUAUAAAACAAUCAUUUUGAGAUCCAGCGAAAGCGCGGAGAUGAAUCUGUUUUCGGCUGCAUUUAAAACAAAAAACUAAAAAAAAAACAAAAACAAACUAAAAAAAUUAUUGUAUGUGUGGUGAACACCCUAUAAACUGACUAUGUACUACGAUUACGAUUGUAUUUAUGUAUGUAUUUAUGUACUUGUGUAUUAUUAUGCAAAUUGCAUUAAUUCUAGAGAGCCCAAGGGGAAGCCACAACCGAAAACGAUAAUGCGAAACCGAAAACACACAAACACAUAAAACCGGAAUACCCCCAUUUGCAGACCCUUGGCACCCCAACCUGCACUCGAUAUAAACUGUAUUUAAAUAUGAUUUCCUAGCGCCCUAUAUUUACAAUAUUUUAAUCCACGCAACGCAACGCAACGCAAAAGCCAACCCACAAAACAGGAAAUAAUUUGCAAUUUUGAAACCAUUACUAAAUACGUACGUAAAACAUAUUUGUUUCGAUUCGAUAGCAGAGGUUUUCGUUUUAACUAACUACGAUAUCGUUUAUACUUUGUAUGUGGAAUGAUGAUGAAACCAAUAAAUAUUAUUUAAUGCAAUUUAA
This is a messenger RNA of Drosophila miranda, 4679 nucleotides long. RefSeq names its product proteoglycan Cow (gene Cow). Gene Ontology annotation, molecular function: calcium ion binding; protein binding. The coding region runs from base 355 to 2256 and encodes 633 amino acids. Gene Ontology annotation, biological process: establishment of protein localization to extracellular region. The record is from RefSeq and is a predicted model, not a curated record. The transcript is spliced from 11 exons. Lineage: Eukaryota; Metazoa; Arthropoda; Insecta; Diptera; Drosophilidae.